This is a messenger RNA of Trifolium pratense (red clover), 2520 nucleotides long. RefSeq names its product probable sulfate transporter 3.4. Gene Ontology annotation, molecular function: secondary active sulfate transmembrane transporter activity. The record is from RefSeq and is a predicted model, not a curated record. The transcript is spliced from 13 exons. Bases 204 to 2168 code for a protein of 654 amino acids. Gene Ontology annotation, cellular component: membrane. Gene Ontology annotation, biological process: transmembrane transport. NCBI's taxonomy places the organism in Eukaryota, Viridiplantae, Streptophyta, Magnoliopsida, Fabales, Fabaceae.
ACGGGACAAUGACAAACACUUGCCACUCUUUUCAUUGCUUGAUUCCAUUUCAAUGGCUAGCUACUUCCUCCAUUCAAUACCUUACUCUCUCUCUCUCUCUAUAAAUUCAUGGCACAUUCUCUCUUCUUUCUUCAGACACAAAAUUAAAGUCAUAGUUUAGUGUGGCUUGUGCUGUGCACACAACAUAGCAUAUAGCAAAAAAUAUGGGUGUGAAUUCCAAUAGAGUUGAUAACUUUGAAACCAUUAAAAUUCAAUCAGAGAUACCAAUGUUUCAAUCACCAUUGGAAAUUCACAAGGUUAGGUUGCCACCACAAAGAACCACUCUUCAAAAACUUAGACAUAGACUCUCUGAAAUCUUUUUUCCGGAUGAUCCUUUUCAUGGAUUUAAAAACCAAACUUGGGUUAUGAAGUUACUUCUUGCUCUUCAAUACUUGUUUCCCAUUUUUCAAUGGGGUCCCGAGUAUAGUUUUCGUCUUUUUCGCUCCGAUAUUGUCUCUGGUCUCACCAUUGCUAGCCUCGCCAUUCCUCAGGGAAUAAGUUAUGCCAAGCUUGCAAACUUGCCACCUAUUAUUGGAUUAUAUUCAAGUUUUGUGCCUGCUUUGAUAUAUUCAGUACUUGGAAGUUCUAGACAUCUUGGUGUUGGUCCUGUUUCAAUUGCAUCAUUAGUUAUGGGAUCAAUGUUAAGUGAAAGUGUUUCUUAUAAUCAAGAUCCAAUUCUAUAUCUUAAAUUGGCUUUCACUGCCACUUUUUUUGCUGGAUUGUUCCAAUCCUCUCUUGGUGUAUUAAGGUUAGGCUUUGUGAUUGAUUUUCUAUCAAAGGCAACAUUGGUAGGUUUCAUGGCUGGUGCAGCAAUAAUUGUGUCACUACAACAACUCAAAGGGUUACUAGGAAUAAUUCAUUUCACCAACAAGAUGCAAAUUCUACCUGUUUUGGUCUCUGUUUUCAAGCAAAGAGACGAGUGGUCAUGGCAAACUAUUUUACUAGGAUUCAGUUUCCUAGUCUUUCUGCUGAUAACAAGACACAUUAGCUUGAAGAGGCCAAAAUUAUUCUGGAUUUCAGCAGCUGCUCCAUUGACUUCAGUUAUUCUAUCAACCAUUUUAGUCUUUUCUAUGAGAAAUAAGAUUCAUAAAAUAGCAAUUAUUGGUGAAUUGCCAAAAGGACUUAAUCCACCAUCAUCAAACAUGUUAUACUUCAAUGGUCCUUAUUUGGCUCUUGCUAUCAAAACUGGACUUGUCACUGGCAUCUUGUCUCUCACUGAAGGAAUUGCAGUUGGAAGAACAUUUGCUUCACUUAGGAACUACCAAGUAGAUGGAAACAAAGAAAUGAUGGCUAUUGGUCUUAUGAACAUAGCUGGUUCUUGUUCUUCAUGUUAUGUCACAACAGGAUCCUUUUCUCGAUCGGCUGUUAACUACAAUGCCGGAGCACAGACAGCAGUCUCAAAUAUAAUCAUGGCUUCGGCAGUUCUUGUGACUCUUCUGUUUCUCAUGCCGCUGUUCUAUUACACACCAAAUGUUGUCUUAGCUGCCAUUAUCAUCACUGCUGUUAUUGGUCUAAUUGAUUACCGAGCCGCGUACAAGUUGUGGAAGGUUGACAAGCUUGAUUUCACAGCGUGUCUGUGCUCCUUUUUUGGUGUUCUCUUCAUUUCAGUUCCAUUAGGCCUUGCAAUCGCGGUGGCAAUAUCAGUCUUCAAAAUCCUGUUGCAUGUCUCUAGGCCAAACACAAUGGUUUUGGGAAACAUUCCAGGGACACCAAUUUUCCAUAACCUAAAUCAAUAUAAAGAAGCUUUAAGGAUUCCUUCAUUUAUCAUUUUGGCUGUUGAGUCUCCCAUCUACUUUGCCAAUGCAACUUACCUGCAAGAAAGGAUACUGAGAUGGGUUCGAGAAGAGGAAGAGUGUGUAAUAGCAAACAAUGGAAGUUCAUUGAAAUGCAUGAUUUUAGACAUGACAGCCGUGACAGGCAUAGACACAAGUGGAAUCGACACAUUAUGUGAACUUAGUAGGAGAUUAGAACAAAAAUCACUUCAGCUUGUAUUGGCAAAUCCUAUUGGAAAUGUGAUGGAAAAGUUGCAUGAAUCAAAUAUUUUGGAGUCAUUUGGAAUGAAAGGAGUGUAUCUCUCAGUAGGAGAAGCAGUGGCUGACAUUUCAUCAUCGUGGAAAGCUCAGCCAUGAUUAAUCUCCAUAGAUGAAUAAUUUCUAGGACAGAAAAAAACAAAAUAUGAGGCUUCUAACUUUCAGCAGUUAGACAAAAACUAACAUUGAAAGUUUUUUGCCUAAUGACACAAUCAAUCAAUUUGGUUUAAAUUAAAGCCUUGAAAAUUAAGGCAUUUUAGUAGUGUUUCUUAUUCUAGGAUGCUACUUAUAAAUUUAUGUAUGUAGUAUGUUACUCUUGUCCAUUUUUGGCUUUAGUUGUUGGAGGGAAAGAGCAUCCAAGCAAACACUCUUGUGAUGACUUUAUUCUGGACAUUGAGUGAUAAAUAUGAAAUAGAUAUUUUAAUCAACAAAAAAGAAAGUAUUCCACUCA